Messenger RNA from Exaiptasia diaphana, 1546 nucleotides. Its product is annotated as trichohyalin. The record is from RefSeq and is a predicted model, not a curated record. The transcript has a single exon. The annotation marks the transcript as partial. NCBI's taxonomy places the organism in Eukaryota, Metazoa, Cnidaria, Anthozoa, Actiniaria, Aiptasiidae.
AUGAACACUGAACCGCAACUUCGAUCGCGCGAUGAAAUCGCCAAGGAAUCAACCGUCUCUGCGCGAGCUGAAAAUCAUGAACACUCAACUGUAUCAGCGCGAGCUGAAAACUAUGAAAAUCCAAUCGCCACCCCGUGUGACGAAAAUCAAGAAAACCCAACAGCCGCCGCGCGAGCCGAUAAUCAAGAAAACCCAACAGCCGCCGCGCGUGCCGAAAAACAAGAAAACUCAACCGACGCAGCACGUGCCCAAAGUCAAGAAAAUUCAACCGCUGCCGCGCGUGCGGAAAACACUCAAAGUCAUUCGGACACCGCGCGUGCUAGUCACAACGCCCAAUCAAUCCAAGAGAUACCCGUUUCUGUGAAAGAAAUUAGCUUACUACAAAGCAAACAUGAAAAGGACUUAAAGUCGCAUAUUGAAAGGAUAAAGGAACUUAUCUAUUCAAGAGGAAGYAAGACGUUAAUGCGAUACUUGCGAUCAUCCCURCAUGAAAUCUUACAAGAAAUCGAACAAAUCAAGGAAGAAGAUUUAACAUCAUCAACACAGACGCUGAUAGAAGAAGCCRAAUAUGUMUUGAAUGAACUAGAAGAACACCUACAAAGACGAAGAGAAGAGUCGAUAGCCUCGUCAUACUAUACACGUAGUGUAGUACAAUCCAGCAUCUCCAAAGCAACAACCUCCAGCUCCCAAAGAGCCAUAAUGGARGCCAGAAAGGACGCCGAAACAGCGCGAAUAGAGUUGGAAUUAGCRGAAAAACGCCGAGUAAUUCAGCUACAACAACAGCAACAAUACCAGAGAAUUGAAGAAGAAAAACGAAAGAUCGAAGARCAAAAACAGCGWCUCGAGGAACAGCAAAGACGMCUUGAAAUUGAAAGACAAACACAGAUAGAGAUACAAGAAGCCCAAUCCAAACAUGAUAUGGCCCAAGCUCGUCUUCAAGUGGAAGGAGAGAUAGCAGAAGGCGAAGAAAGUAGUGAAAUMCUCAAGUCACUGCCAAGAGACAACUCAGUCACAAGAAUAAGAAGAUACAUACAAGGAAUUCCUGACGAUGGCGAACUAACAAGUAUACCUCAAUCAAUCAAUAACGAAUUCGAAAGAACAAACUUUGCAGAUGAAGAGACUGACAAGAACGGAAAACAGCAGCAACCGUUACUACUACUUGCCACAUCGAUACUCAAGAGCAAACCUGUCCAGUUAAAGAAAUUCAACGGAAGCAUUCACGCGUAUCCAGGAUUCAAAGCAGCGUUCAAAAGAAUGGAAAGAGAAAACCUCUACAGUACAGACGAAUUAUUAGACAUCUUGUUGAACCACACAACAGAAAAAGCAGAGACAGCUCUACGAGGAAUACUACCAGGAAGCGGACAAUACAAGAAAGCCUGGGAAAUCUUAGAACGUCGCUUUGGAGACCCAAAGUCAAUCAUCGAUGUCAAUGACAACCAACUCAAGAAACAUAUCAGCGUCAGUGAAAGAAAUGUCAGCCAAUUGCGUUCACUCGCAGAUACCAUCUCCAUGAUAGUGACUACAUUUCAAUCCAUGAACCUUGAAA